Molecule: messenger RNA, 5952 nt
Organism: Linum trigynum
Lineage: Eukaryota; Viridiplantae; Streptophyta; Magnoliopsida; Malpighiales; Linaceae
Source: the annotation of a GenBank genome assembly
AUGGCGAAUUCACAGUCGAAUUCCAGAGUCUUCAGCGUCCGAAUCGUGUCAAUCGAUUACUAUAUGUCCUCGCCUCUCCCUGGAGUCGAUAUCUGCUACAGUAGCUUUCAAGGCGGGAAAGUGAACGAGGUUCCAGUUAUACGCGUUUAUGGCUCAACUCCAGCAGGACAGAAGACCUGCUUGCACAUUCAUGGCGCUUUUCCCUAUUUAUACGUCCCUUGUUCCGAUAUCCCACUUGAUCCACGGCUAGAAGGGGAUGCAUAUAUAAGCGCCAUAUCUCUUGCCUUUGAGAAGGCCUUGAAGCAUAAAGGUAAUGCGGGUUCGAAAAGGCAGCAUGUGCAUGGAUGCACUCUUGUGCGAGCAAAGCGGUUUUAUGGCUACCAUGCGUCCGAGGAGAUGUUUGUCAAGAUAUACCUCUACUACCCACAUGAUGUGACUCGUGCUGCUAGUCUUCUUCUGGGAGGAGCAAUUCUUGACAAAAGCUUGCAGCCUCAUGAGUCUCAUAUUCCUUUUAUUCUCCAGUUUCUGGUUGACUGUAAUUUAUAUGGAAUGGGGCAUGUGCAUGUAUCAAAAGUGAAGUUUCGUCAUCCGGUUCCAGAUGCUUUCAGUAAAAGAAAAUCUAAUCACAUUUCUCAAGCCAGCAUUGAGACGGAAGAAACUAUAACUGCAUUACGUGAUAGUCAGACAGACUUGAAAAAUAGUCAGCAUUUGGAUUCUCCAGUUUGGAUAUCGUCCACGAUCCCUGGUGAUUGGAUAUGGCAGCUUUCCAAUGAAUUUGGCACUCCAUCUGAUCUGUAUACUCACCAUGUCAAAAGACAAACUGUUUGUGCGCUGGAAGCAGAUACUAGUGUUGAUGAUAUUCUUAAUCAGCAAUUCAAGUUAUAUACAUCCUUAUCACAAUCAGGUUCAGAAGUGAAAAUGGUUCAGUCACUCAUACCUAUCUGGGAGGAAGAAUAUGAAAGAACUGGCACGGGUGAGGUAGCUAUGCCUCCUGAUCCUGGAAAACCACUUCCGAGAGAUGUUUUAAAUGCACUAUCACAUAAGCUUAACAAAAGAUUGGAGAAGUUGGCAUGUAAAGCUCAAGACAACAAAAUGUUGGUCAAGAAUACUGUGGAAGAUCUUCCUUUGGAGACAGUUUCUAUGAACGAAGAAAAAAUGGUUGAACUUGGUAACUCGGAUGGCCAUGAUACUGUGGAUGAUAAUUCCAAGCUUGGCAUUACCCAAGAAAGCGUCAAACUGUUAUCUCCGCAAGAUUCAAAGUGUCUAGAAGAACUCUGCCAAACACCCACAGAAAGAAAGUAUGGAUGCCGACCACUAUCAGCCAACAAUGAGCAAUCACUAGAAGUAAACUGCCUCGAACCUGGGGUUUCAGAUACAGAAGCUCUGGGCCUGCUGAAGUGGCUUGCCACAUCACAGGCUGCUGAAGAGAUAAACUCUGAUGAUGAACUUGUUCGUGAGACCAUUCUGAGUCCUCUUUUGCCUACAACAAACAUUGAUAAGGUGCUAGAAAGAGCGAGUACGGAUUAUGAGAGCGAGUCCCAGAGAGAGUGUCAGGAUAUUCUUGAUUCCAUUGAGGAUUUUGUUAAAUGUGAUGAGUCAAAGGUGAAACUUCCUUAUUCGUUGGAGCAUAACCGUUGCUCCUCAUCGGAAGAAAAGAUGUCCAAGGUUAAUGCUUUGCAUUCACCUGCUUCUGCACCAUCUAAACUGUCAUCUAAGACACAGAAAAGAGGAGCAUCUGAAACAUACUCCGGGCGCAAGGAAUUGCAGAUUAGCCACUCCAGUUUGACGAAUAAAAGGAAGAAGUCUUUAUGGGGCACUCUGCCGUUCUCAGUUACUAAAACUUCAAGUGACAUCUCUAAAAUACAUAGCAUAUCUGAUCUGUCUGGUGGUGAUAAUAAACCUGAAAAGGCUCUAAGAAGAUGUUCUGACGUUUCUUUACGGAAUUCAGAAGCUAAUGUCCAAGCACAGGCAUUGGACGAAUGCUCAGUGCGGGACCUGAUGCGAAAGAAGCGCUCCAAUCAAAAUGCCCUACAGAAGUGUCCACUCUUAGGGAUCGGUGAAGGCUUUCUGGAAAGAGUACAUGAAGGAGUUGGCACACCUUUGACUAAACAAUUGGAUUCGCAUAUACAGCCCAAUGAAAAUGAAGAACACAAUAAUAGUUCUGUUAGGCGUCUGGAUGCUAGUUUGCUGGUUCCAAAAAAACUAGAGAAUAGCCAGCCGGAUAUUGGAAAUCCUAUAGUAGUAGAUUCAGACAGCCCCAGUAUGCAACAUGCUUCCAACAGCGUCAAGCAGGUUCCAACAGGUUUCCAGUUUCAAUCCGAAACUAAGAACUGUGAAAAGUAUAAGUGCAGAGGUGAGACCUCAGAAGUCAUAGCUUCUGAGCUCUUCAAUUCCAUAACUGUUUCAUCUGCUAAGUGGCUGAAUAAGGAUACAACUCCGUCUAAUCAGAGACCAAACCAAAUGAAGGCUAAGGCUGUUGGUUCAAGUUGUCUGCGGGUUUCUCCUAUUGAGUCUAAGGAUGCAGGCCCAACGAAAGGUGGAACACCAAUGGGAAAUUCGUUUGAACAAUGUGCUGACAAGGUAAUUUCGAAGGAAAAGUUGGCAGAUACAACAUGCUUCUUGUCCGAGGCAGUUUGUUCUGCUCGCUCAAAACGUGGAAAUUUCGGUGUUUCUGCUCAUGGCAGCUCAGCAUUCACAGCUCUUAACAUUGAAACAAAGCCUACAGACUUAUAUAGAAUGACAGUUCGCAAGAAACCUCCUGUACCUGACUGGAAGGAUGGACCAUUGGAAAUUGCUUCGUUCUCGCUUGCUUUAUCUGGUGCUCCUUCUAUUGUCAAGGAGAAAAAAGAUGGGAUAUCAGUGGAUGAACUUCUUCCUUUCUUUGAAAAUAGUCAUCAGAACACGACAGGAGAUCAGUCUCAUAGGGAUAAGGAUGUUGAUCAAGAAGCUGCAGUAGGCGUCCCAGCUCACUUUCAGAAUGAUGGCUCAAUCUUGUAUCUUUUAACACCUGUCUUUUCACCACCUUCCCCAGAUGUUGUUUGUCGAUGGUUGAUGUGUAAGAGCGCAGGCUUUUCCGAGAAUAGUCCAAAAGCCAUUUCAGCUGUUGAUGCUAAUGAGCUUCUGAUUCAAUCUAAAUCUUCAUCUAAUUCAACCUCCUCACCCGCUCAAAUACGCGAAGAAACAACCGAGAACCUUGAUAUUGAAUGUCUUCCCCAUCAAGAGAAGCUUCAACAGUUAUCUCAGAGUGAAGGAAACAUGCGUGAUGCAUCUCAAAUAUCUGGACCAGAUGGUGGAGCAGGACCUACUCCUCUCAGUCAAAUUGGAUUUCGGGAUCCUGCUAGUAUUGGUGCUGGACAACAGCUGACAUUAUUAAGUCUGGAGGUUCAGGCUGAAUCCAGGGGAGAUCUCAGGCCAGAUCCUCGGUUUGAUGCAGUGAAUAUAGUAGUGCUUGCCUUUCAGGAUGACAAUGACUGUGCUUCGGAAGUUUACGUGCUUCUACGUAGUGAUUGUGAAUCGUCCCAGGGGCAUUCUGUUGGAAUACCUGCUCAUAAGGUCCUAGUGUUCUUUGAAGAGAAGCUUUUAUUUAAUCAACUUAUUAAUCUUGUCCGUAUGUUUGACCCUGAUGUUCUUAUGGGAUGGGAUAUUCAAAGUGGUUCUAUUGGUUUUUUGGCUGAGCGGGCUGCACAUCUUGGUCUGGGUUUUCUUAAGAGCAUUUCUCGCACACCAUUUCAAACAGAGCAAGAUGCAGAUACUGAAGCUGCUAAUAAAGGUCUUAUGGAUAUUGCACUCCACGAAUCUUCAACUGCAGACAAUGAAUUGAUGGGAGAUGCAGUAAUUGAGGAUGAGUGGGGCCGGACACAUGCCAGUGGUGUCCAUGUUGUUGGUAGGAUUGUACUUAAUGUAUGGCGACUGGUACGGAGUGAGGUCAAGCUCAAUAUGUACACGAUUGAAGCUGUAAGUGAAGCUGUUUUGAGGCGGAAGACUCCUUCUAUCUCAUUUAGAGUACUGACUAGAUGGUUUGCUAGUGGCCCCGGUGGAGGAAGGUAUAGAUGCAUUGAGUUUGUGAUGCAGAGAGCAAACUUGAAUUUCGAGAUUGUGGAACAACUUGAUAUGGUGAAUCGGACCUCAGAACUUGCACGUGUUUUUGGCAUUGACUUCUUUUCUGUCCUCUCUCGUGGUUCACAGUACCGUGUUGAGUCCAUGCUCCUCAGAUUGGCUCAUACACAAAAUUAUAUUGCCAUUUCUCCUGGGAGUCAGCAGGUUGCUUCUCAACCAGCCAUGGAGUGUCUCCCUCUUGUAAUGGAACCAGAAUCAGGGUUUUAUGCAGAUCCAGUGGUGGUCUUAGACUUCCAAUCUCUUUAUCCAUCCAUGAUAAUUGCUUAUAACCUUUGCUUCUGUACGUGUCUUGGAAAUGCCGAGCCUUCGAAGGCAGAUACCCUGGGGGUCACUUCAUUUUCACCAGAUCCAGAGAUUUUUCAGAAUUUGGUGAAUCAACUGCUUUGUACUCCUAAUAGUGUUAUGUAUGCACCUUCAGAGGUUCGGAAAGGAAUAUUACCCCGGUUAUUAGAGGAAAUACUAUCAACCAGGAUAAUGGUGAAGAAAGCGAUGAAGAAGUUGGGUCCCAAUCAACAAAUCCUUCACAGGAUAUUUAAUGCAAGACAACUUGCUCUCAAGUUGAUAGCAAACGUAACAUAUGGUUACACAGCUGCUGGAUUUAGUGGUCGCAUGCCUUGUGCCGAGCUUGCCGACAGCAUUGUCCAGUGUGGCCGUAGCACUCUGGAAAAGGCUAUUGCAUUAGUAAAUGCAAAUGAUAAUUGGAAGGCUAGAGUCGUAUAUGGUGAUACUGACAGCAUGUUCGUUCUUCUCAAGGGACGAACAGUCCCAGAGGCAUUCCGGAUUGGGAAUGAGAUAGCAGCGGCCGUGAGUGCUAUAAACCCAUACCCAGUAACCUUAAAAAUGGAGAAAGUAUAUCACCCUUGCUUCCUUCUCACCAAGAAGCGCUACGUCGGAUACAGCUAUGAGAGACCCGACCAGAGCGAGCCGAUCUUUGAUGCAAAAGGGAUUGAAACAGUUCGAAGAGACUCAUGUGCAGCUGUUUCCAAGCUCAUGGAGCGAUCCAUUAGGCACUUCUUUGAGCACCAAGACAUAUCUAAGGUUAAAGUAUAUCUAUAUCGUCAAUGGACCCGUAUCCUCUCUGGCAGAGUCUCCCUCCAAGACUUCAUCUUCGCCAAAGAGGUCCGAUUAGGCUCGUACAGUACUCGACCUUCUUCCUCCCUUCCACCCGCAGCCAUAGUAGCCACCAAGGCAAUGAGGUCGGACCCAAGAGCCGAGCCACGCUAUGCUGAGCGGGUCCCUUAUGUCGUGAUUCAUGGCCAGCCGGGUGGUCGCCUGGUUGACAUGGUGGUUGACCCACUUGACCUCCUGGCUCUUGGCUCCCCCUACCGACUGAACGACAUUUACUACAUUACGAAGCAGAUCAUCCCGGCCUUGCAGAGGGUGUUCGGGCUGGUUGGCGCAGAUUUGAACCGGUGGUUUGCCGAGAUGCCUCGUCCGGCUAGGGAAGCCUCAACCAAGCGACCAGUUUUUGGUUCAAGCAGUAACCCGCACAGGACCAGGAUCGACUAUUAUUAUCUGUCCCAGCAUUGCUUGAUCUGCGGGGAUUUGGUUCGUUCAUCAGCACACGUGUGUGGGAAGUGUAUGCAGGAUGAAGCUGCUGCGACGACUGCUGUCGUUGGGAGGACUUCAAAGCUGGAACGAGAGAUGCAUCACCUUGCUGCUAUAUGCCGGCAUUGUGGCGGAGGGGAUUGGGUAGUGGAGACUGGGGUUAAGUGCACAUCUCUGGCGUGUUCUGUGUUCUACGAGAGGAGGAAAGUUCAGAAGGAGCUUAUGGGACUCUCCGCCAUUGCAGCAGAGAAAGGUCUGUAUCCCAAGUGUAUGGUUGAGUGGUUUUGA